This is a messenger RNA of Austrofundulus limnaeus, 4153 nucleotides long. It is a transcript of the gene hgfb, whose product is annotated as hepatocyte growth factor b. The record is from RefSeq and is a predicted model, not a curated record. Gene Ontology annotation, molecular function: serine-type endopeptidase activity. The transcript has 18 exons. Bases 98 to 2239 code for a protein of 713 amino acids. NCBI's taxonomy places the organism in Eukaryota, Metazoa, Chordata, Actinopteri, Cyprinodontiformes, Rivulidae. Gene Ontology annotation, biological process: proteolysis.
GGUGGAAGCAACAUCUCCUGUUCGCUGUCUGUCAGACGGACUCAGCAGACGUUUCACUUCGUCUCUCUCUCCAGCUGCUCUCUGUGGGACCAGGGCCAUGUGGAUUUACGGGCUCAUUGUCGGACUUUUCGUCGUUUCUUAUUCCGAGAGCAGAAGAAAUGCGCUCCAGGACUACCAGAAAUCUGAUGGCAUCCAGCUGCUUGCAGCGACUGCUGAUCCCUCCCACCUGACAAAAAGCAGGAAGCUCAGCUUAACCAAAUGUGCCAAAACCUGCAGCCGAGGCAAAAGACUCCCUUUCAUCUGCAGAGCUUUCAUCUAUGAUCACAAGAAUGUAAAAUGCCACUGGCUUUCAUUUGACAAAAACUCUCGAGGAGCUGAAAGCCAUCAAAACUCCAACGUUGAACUCUAUCAAAAGAAAGACUAUGUAAGAGAAUGCAUUGUAGGCACAGGUCAAAGCUACAGAGGGCGGAGGUCAGUGACAGUGAACGGGAUCCUCUGCCAGGCCUGGGCCUCACCAAUACCUCAUGAACACACCUUCAUGUCGAAAAAGUACAGGAAGAAGGACCUCAGGGAUAACUACUGCCGGAACCCUGACAACUCCACUGUUGGUCCGUGGUGCUUUACCACUGACCCCAGCCCACACCUCAGACACCAGGAGUGUGGCAUACCACAGUGUUCACAAGUGGAAUGUAUGAACUGUAAUGGAGAGGAUUACAGAGGACCCAUGGAUCAUACAGAAAAUGGAAAAGAAUGCCAGCGGUGGGACCUGAACGAACCACACAAACACCAAUUCCACCCCAAGAGGUACCCUGACAAGGGCUUAGAUGACAACUACUGUAGGAACCCAGAUGGACGUCACAGACCCUGGUGUUUUACCACUGAUCCAAACACACCGUGGGAGUACUGCAACAUCAAAGUCUGUGAAACACCUCCCAAGAGUCCUGUGGUGAAAACAACCGAGUGUUACGAGGGCAGAGGAGAGGGUUACCGGGGGACAGUAGACAUGACACCUAGUGGAAUCAUGUGCCAACGAUGGGAUUCUCAGUAUCCCCAUAACCACACGUUCAUGCCUCAAGCUUACCCUUGCAAGGACUUGAGAGAGAACUAUUGUCGGAAUCCAGAUGGCCAAGAAUUCCCCUGGUGUUUCACUACAGACCCAAGAGUCCGCACCAUGUUCUGCACCAACAUCCCUCGGUGCGGCGCCCACAACAGGCCUGACAGUGAUUGCUACAGGAACCUUGGAGAGAAUUACCUGGGAAAACAGUCAAGGACUAGAUCAAACCUGCCCUGUUCUCCCUGGAGAGACCACAGCAACAGUGGAGACAGGGGCAUGCUGAUGGCUGGCCUGGAGGAAAACUACUGCAGAAAUCCAGAUCAGGACAAACACGGUCCCUGGUGUUUCACCAACAAUUCUGCCAUUCAUUGGGACUACUGCAAUGUAAAACCUUGCGAUGAUUCACAGAACACCAUUCCAGCAGUUAAGCCAUCUCCUGUGAGAUGUUUUGUCCAUAAAAGGACCAGGAUUGUAGGGGGCGCUCCUGUUGGCAUAUCAGACGGCAGCUGGAUGGUCAGCAUACAGAAAGGAUCAGUUCAUUGGUGUGGUGGUUCAUUAAUACGAGAGAAGUGGGUACUUACUGACAGGCAGUGCUUCUCUUCCUGUGUUCCAGACCUCAGUCAGUAUCGGGUGUGGCUCGGCAUCUCUGACCUUCGACAGGACUCUCCUGACAGGUUCAAGAGACAGGAAGUCCGCAUUGCUAAUGUAAUAUGUGGCCCUAAUGGCUCUAGUCUAGCCCUCCUACGGCUUGAACAGCCUCCCCUUCCUGCAGAUAAUGUCCAUACUAUUCAGCUACCCCUGGCUGGAUGCUCCAUCCCAGAGGGAACAAUAUGUAAAAUGUAUGGAUGGGGAGAAACCAAAGGCACUGGCCAUGAUGAUGUUCUUAAAGCAGUCAACUUGCCCAUUGUUGGUAGUGACAGAUGCAGAGAAAUGCAUCGAGGGAGCUUCCACAUCACCAACACCAAGAUCUGUGCAGGAGGGAAAAAGAACGAGGGAGUGUGUGAGAGAGAUUAUGGCGGCCCUCUUGUGUGUCAGGAUGGUGAGCUCAAAGUUAUUGUUGGCGUAAGUGUCCAUGGCAGAGGCUGCGCUCGGGCCAACCAGCCUGGCAUCUUCAUUAAUGUGCCCUUCUACACACAGUGGAUUUACAAGGUCUUCAAAUAUUACCCUGACCCAGAGAUUGCUUAGAGACUGAAAAAAAAGACUAUCAAGAAACUAAAUCAAAGCUAGAGCCUCUAGUCUCUAACUCCAGCUGUGCACUCAGGACAUCUGGUUUCUGUGACAGAUAUACCUGUGGGGUCUGGAAAUGAAGAUGAAGUUCGGAGAAUGCACUCUAUGACCUAAGAUUUAUAAUCAUCUGGAAGCGCCACACCAUUUCUACUGUAAAGAUCACUGAUGGCAAAUAUAUAGAAAAUUUGUUUGUCUUUGUAUUGAACCACUGGAACAGCAAACAAUGGAAGUACUCAAUAUAAGGACACUGUAAUAAAGACUGAAGUCUUUGAGUCAGAGGCAAAGCAGGGGAAACGAAAUGUCGAUUUUCACCCAUUUUCCAAUUUUUCACUUGUCUACCAGAGCUCUGUGUAUGUGAAUAUGCUCAAUUCCUGGCAUUACUUGAAUAAUUUGAACACCAAAUGCAACACUUCAACAGCUCCCUUUGUACAGCGUAUCAGCAGGCCUCUUGGAAAUCCAUUCAAUGAAAGAGCAACGAUAAGGGCAUUCUCACCAGGCUUCAUGCAUCUCCAGGGACUUCAGUGAAGUAGUCCUUAAUGUAAAUAGUGUUUUUAUGAGUGUGUUUGUGACACUCCAAAUGCAAUUUAGGUCUUAUAGAUCUAUGACACAAAUGUUGUGGCAGGCAAAUGAAAUAAAGCGUGUUUUUAUUGUUUAGAUUUCAGUCAAGUUUCUGUUUCAUUUUAACGUCAGAAAUAACUCAGUUCUCGAGACAGUAAGGUUGUCACAGUACCGACAACUGUGUAUCUGGGAUGUUCUCUGGGAAAAUGUGUAUGAAUGAUCACUUAAUCCUUAAGGAAAUGAAAUAAUAACAAACUAUAUCAAUCACAUGGACACACUUUUUUAUAUUAAAUAUUUCAAGUGUCUAUUACUCAUGGUGUUUUUGUUUUUGUUUUUCGCAAUAGUUUCUAUGCAAAAAAAAGACAUCUACGUGGAGAUAAUUUAUGUUUGUGCAUGUGUGAGACAGACGAAAAAAAUAUCAAACCUUGGCAGAUCCACAUUUUUUUCCCACUUUGGAUGUUAGGAUUGUGAACAUGGUUGCCUUAAAUUUUGUGGAUGGGGAAGUCUUUGUAUAGAGUUGUCAGUAAUGGACUUAAGCAUAAGAAAUCUAAAAAAAGAAAUUACUCAUUUUUGUUCCAAUGUCAAUGACUGAGAUGCCUUUAUAUCACAACCAUAUUAUGACUUUAAUUGUGAUAAGAUGGAUUUCACUCUCUGUGUCAUGAUCCUGGGUCGUUACUGUUUGAUAGAUUUAUGGAUUUAGGUUUUGUCAUGUUGCUGUUUUUUGUUUCAUUUGAGAGUUGUUGUUCGUGUUAAAUUUUUGUAAUGUUUAUUUUCUUUAUAUUAUUUCUGUUCAGUUUGUACCAAUACUUCUGUGUUUUCAGUCAGUUUCAGUACUUUACCACAGUCAGUUUCUGCUCCUCUGUCUUCUACGCCCACCUUCACCUGCUAACAUUAAGCCACUUGUUUCCAAGUUCUUUAUUAGCUCAGGUCCAUUUAGUCUCCAAAUCUUCACCUCUUCUUCAGUCUAGCAUUGCGCUUCAUGCCCUGGUCCAUCUUUCAAGUUUUUGCUGUUUUUGUAUAUUUAUUCUGCCACAUCAGCCUUUAUUUUUGUAUGUUUUUUUUAUGAUAAAUUAAAUAUUUUCAUUUUCAUGUAAGUUCCUUGUGUUGGUCUACAUUCCUGGAACUGACCCUAACUAUAAUUUGWGACAUUUGUUAUUUGUGUGUGUGUUUACGGAAAUAUGCUGCAGCUGCUAUAUUCUACAGGUUGUACAGUAUUAUCAAAUAUUUUCUGUAAAUACAUAUAUGUAUGUGUAUAAAUUCGUCACAAAGUUCAUCUUAUCCAAUGUGCUUAAUAAUAAACACAUUUUAAUCUAA